AUGAAAGGGAGUGAAGAAAGUGAAUUAAAAACAAAAGAAAAAGAUAAUAACAUAUUGUGUUAUGUUAAAUGGAUAACUAAUAUAUUUAAUGCUGAUAAUGCAUUGAAAGUUAAUUGGGAUAAUAUAAAAUUUGAAAAAUCGAAAAAAAGGAAGUGGAAAAUAAAGGAAAGUGAACAAAUUAGUAAUGAAAAAAAAAAAAAAAAAAAUGAUGGCAUAAGCUCAUUACAUAAGAAAAGUGAAGAAAACAUAAGUGGGAAUAUAAUAGCCCAAGGAAAAUCGUUAUAUAAUAUAAAAUCAAUAAACAAUUUGAGAAAUAAAAAUGAAUUUAAAGAUUAUUCAGAAAAUUAUAAUAGUAUUUCGUCAAGUAGCAUAUCAGAAAUUGGAAGCGAAGGAGAAGGUAACGAAACAGAAAAUGAACAAAUACCUAUUAAAGAUAUUAAAAAAGAAGAAAAAAUAUAUAAAAAUAAUGAAAAUAAAUUAUAUUCAAAUAUUUAUGAUAAUUAUAAUAGGGAAAUACAAGAUAUAAAAUUCGGAAAAAAAAAAUAUAUAGAUUAUAUAGCAUUAAGUAGCUUUAUAAAUGAAGCGUCUUUUUCGGAUGGAAGUGACGAUUACAAAAAUGAAGGUAGAGGCACCGAUUUAAUUAGUUAUAAUAUAUUUGAAGAAAUAGUAAACAAAAACAAAGAAUUGGAUAAGUUUUUUUUUGAUAAUUUAAAUAUGCAUGAUAAUAAUGAUAAAGAAAUAAAGGGCAAUAUAAAAAAUAAGCAAAAGGUAGUUGCUGAUAUGAAUGAAAAAAACAAUAAACUUGUAAAUGUGGAAAAUUAUAAUAUGUGUGUGAAAAAUAAUUUGGAAAAAGAGAGUGAUCAUAAAAUAGUUGAAGAAAAAUUAAUUAAUCAUGUAAAAAGUGAGGAUAAUAAUAAUAGUGCAAAUUUAAAAUUAGAAAACGAUAUUUGUCUAAAAAAAAUGGAAAAUAAUAAUUUUUGUUUUUGGAAUAUGGAAAAUGAAACAUAUAUAACAAGAGCUUUAUAUGCAAACCAAUUAAAAAAAAAAAGUUAUACAUUGUUAGAAGAAUCUGAAGAAAUGAUUAAACACUUUUCAUCAAAUCAAUAUUCAAUAAAAUUCGUUCCUAGGCACUUACUUUAUUCUGUAAGUCAAGUAGUAUCGAGAACAUUUUUCGAUCCUUUAUAUAGAAAGCAAUUAUUUUUUUAA
Molecule: messenger RNA, 1206 nt
Organism: Plasmodium berghei ANKA
Lineage: Eukaryota; Apicomplexa; Aconoidasida; Haemosporida; Plasmodiidae
Product: conserved Plasmodium protein, unknown function
Exons: 1
Coding region: 1-1206 (401 amino acids)
Source: RefSeq, a predicted model, not a curated record